This is a messenger RNA of Cucurbita pepo subsp. pepo (vegetable marrow), 1254 nucleotides long. Its product is annotated as 14-3-3 protein 7. The record is from RefSeq and is a predicted model, not a curated record. NCBI's taxonomy places the organism in Eukaryota, Viridiplantae, Streptophyta, Magnoliopsida, Cucurbitales, Cucurbitaceae.
CAUAAAAAAUUCAGUUCAACUCCCAUGGCUAGAGUACAAGCCAAGUACAGAGCACCAAGGGCCAAGUUCUGCAGGCGGCAAGAUCGAAGCUAAAACCUGAGUUUCAGUUUGGAGAGAAAUAGAGAGAGACGCGAUGGCGAAAGAGAGAGAACUGCUCGUUUACUGUGCUAGAUUGGCAGAGCAGGCCGAGAGAUAUGAAGAGAUGGUUGAGGAAAUGAAGAAAAUUGUGAAGUUAAACGUGGAAUUGACAGUGGAAGAGAGAAAUCUGCUUUCUGUUGGCUAUAGGAAUGUAAUAGGAGCUAGACGAGCUUCAUGGCGCAUUUUGUCUUCAAUUGAACAGAAGGAGAUAACCAAACAUAAUGAGAAGGAUGUGGAACGGAUAAUUGAGUAUAGGCAUCGGGUAGAAGAUGAGCUCUCUAAAAUAUGCAGUGACACAUUGUCAAAUAUUGACCAGCAUCUCCUUCCAAGUUCAUCAGCUGGAGAAUCUAUUGUAUUCUACCAUAAGAUGAAAGGAGAUUAUUUUCGGUAUUUGGCCGAGUUUAAAUCUGGCGAUGAGCGUAAACAAGUUGCAGAACAGUCAUUAAAGGCUUAUGAGGCUGCUUCGACUAUUGCUAACUCUGAUUUGCCUCCAACUCAUCCUAUAAGACUUGGCCUGGCUCUGAACUUCUCUGUUUUCUACUAUGAGAUUUUGAAUUCCCCUGAAAGGGCUUGCCACCUUGCCCAGAUCGCCUUUGAUGAGGCCAUUGCAGAACUUGGCAGUCUCAAUGAAGAUUCCUACAAGGACAGUUCCCUCAUUUUGCAGCUUCUCAGGGACAAUCUAACCCUGUGGACUUCCAAUUUGCCAGACGAAGGAGAGCAAUCCAAUGCCGAUGAACUCUUGAAAGAGGUAAGUUAAUCACUGUUUCAAUUCUGUUAAUAUAAGAAAAUCCCUGCAAUGUUUGUGCACCUUAGGUAUUUUGCAUUCGAUCAAUACUUAACACAUGGACCAGGACCAACCAAUCAAUCACUAACAACCAUUCCUUUAAAAAGAAAACCACUAACAAACAUUCUGAUUGCAGAGUUAAGCAACAUGCAACUUUGUUCCUGUGGUUGAAGUAUUGAACAACGGUACAUGCAGUAGUUAUUAACUAUUAUUAUUGGGGCAUACUGAUAGAACAAUAGGGUUCACUGACAAUUAUUAGCUCUGUAUUCUUUAUAUGUUUCAAACACAACACAUGUGAAUCUUUUUAAGAAUGUGUUCUUGUUUGUUCUUUA